Merops nubicus (carmine bee-eater) is the source of this 735-nucleotide messenger RNA. Its product is annotated as pre-mRNA-splicing factor ATP-dependent RNA helicase PRP16-like. The coding region runs from base 8 to 538 and encodes 176 amino acids. The transcript has 5 exons. The record is from RefSeq and is a predicted model, not a curated record. Lineage: Eukaryota; Metazoa; Chordata; Aves; Coraciiformes; Meropidae.
GGACAUCAUGGUGCAGCAGCGGAUGAGCCUGGCCUCCUGCGGCACCGACUGGGACAUCGUCAGGAAGUGCAUCUGCGCCGCCUACUUCCACCAGGCCGCGAAGCUGAAGGGCAUCGGGGAGUACGUGAACAUCCGCACGGGCAUGCCCUGCCACCUGCACCCCACCAGCUCUCUCUUUGGCAUGGGGUACACGCCGGACUACAUUGUGUACCACGAGCUGGUCAUGACCACCAAGGAAUACAUGCAGUGUGUCACUGCUGUGGAUGGAGAGUGGCUGGCAGAGUUGGGCCCUAUGUUCUACAGUAUCAAACAUGCUGGCAAGUCACGGCAGGAGAAUCGUCGCCGUGCCAAGGAGGAAGUGUCGGCCAUGGAGGAGGAGAUGGCUUUGGCUGAGGAGCAGCUGCGUGCCCGCCGAGAGGAGCAGGAGCGACGGAACCCACUGGGCAGCGCAAGAUCUACUAAAAUCUACACCCCUGGGCGGAAGGAGCAGGGGGAGCCUCUGACACCGCGACGCACCCCAGCCCGCUUUGGCCUCUGAGAAGGCCAUGCCUGUUGCUUGGAGGCUUAAAAGACUUCCAGGAGCUGCUGAGCUCUAGGGAGAGUGCCCAGCUCCUCUGGUGACUGUACUCGGUGAGGCUCUCCACAGCUUGUGGCCCGGAAAGGCUUUGGUGCUUGGCACUAAUUUUGCUACAGAAGAGAAAACUUUUAUUUGUUUAAAGUUUGUCAGUCUAAUCC